AUGAAAUCAACAUUCAAUUUGAAUGAUUAUUUAAACACAUUUACAUCUGUAUGGAAAUUAUUACAAGAAAAUUUAGUGAAUAAAUUAAAUGAAUUUUUAACAGCUGAAAAACAACAACAAAUUGAUGAAAGUUUAAAGAUAAUUAGUUAUGCUAUUUCAAUCAUUGGUUAUAUAAUGAUUACAAUCAUAAUGAUAUUGAUCACAUUAGUUUUAGUCUAUUGUAUUGUGUAUACAGUUGAUGCUUAUGACAGGAAGUUAUUUAUGCAUCAAACUAACUUAAAAUAUAAUUCAUACAAAUUAUUCACAUUACAAAUUCAAGGCAAAUUUCAUGAAAAAUUAUUUGCUCUCAAAUUAAAUCGUUCUUUAUAUUUACCUCAUCAUAUUUUAUUAUUACAUAAAACACAAUUAAAAUAUAUAACUAUUUCUGUCACGUUAAUUAGUAUUUUAUUAAGUUUCAUUCUUUCAACACUUUGUAUCUUAUUACCACUCAUAAUUUUAAUCGAUACAGAAGUAUGCCGAUAUUUAACUAGUGAUUCUGGUGUCCGGUUAACAGAUUUCACUAUCGACUUAUUCAUACAAUAUCAAUGGUCCAAUGGAAUUUUCACCAGAAAUUCUUCAAUAAUAUCACAAGAUUUAUGGAAUUAUAUUAAUUUACCCGCGCCAAGAUAUGUUUAUUCUACUAUACGUGAUCAAUGUCAACGUACAAUGUUCAAUAAUGUUGAAGAUAGUAAUCAUAGUAUGAUGAAUAAAACACAUCGUAAUUACAAUUUAUUAAAAUUGUUAAAUUAUCAUCAAAUUAUUGAUUUUAAUAAAAUUUUAAAUUCAUCAGAAAUUCAACAAAAAAUCAAAGAUGCAGAAACUUCAUCUGUCAAUGAAAUUAUUAAUAUGAAUCUAGCAAGCUUUAUACCAUCUGAUUUAGAUAGUUUAACAUUAAUAGCAAGAAAAUUGUCAAUUUAUUUGGAUGGAAAAAAUUAUACGCCAACAAUUCAAGAAAUCAAUCAUUUUAAAUCAUUCAAAGUUCAAUUAUUAAAUUAUAUCAAUGAAUUGAUCACAUUUACACAAUUCACUAGAAAUAAUUUUACAAAUUUCAUUGAUAUUAUUGAACAACUUAAUAAUUCAUUAAUCAUAUAUGAUCAAUUGAUUGUUAAAUUAAAUCCAUUGAUUGAUUCAUUUAAAAAAUUUGAAUCAAAUAAAAAUUUAACACAACGUCUUGAUCAAAUAUUGAAUGGUUUGAAUCAGUUUAAAAAUAUUUCUUCUGAUCCUAAAAAGUUAGAACAACCAAUUCGUCCAAUAUUUGAUUCAUCUAUUAAAUCUUUAUUAAAUCAAACAAAUCAAUUAUUGAAUAUUGAAUUUGAACAAUUAUUUGCCAAUAUAUUACCAUGUGAUAAUUUAAACAAAAUUCUACUAGCUGUGUUAAAUUUAUUUUGCAACAGAAAACAAAGUAUCAUAUUAUGUUUAGGAAGUUUUAUAUUGAUUAUUUGUAUAACAUAUUUUUUGCUAAUUGUUACACUGAUUAUAUUUAUUCUAUAUUCUAGGCAACAUAUUCAAUUGUCAAUGUUAACAAGAUGGGAAAAUAUUCCUUUGUAUGAUUCAGUUAAAUUAUGUUAUGCACUACUUGAAUAUCAUCAAUCAAUAAAAUAA
This is a messenger RNA of Schistosoma turkestanicum, 1641 nucleotides long. NCBI's taxonomy places the organism in Eukaryota, Metazoa, Platyhelminthes, Trematoda, Strigeidida, Schistosomatidae. The record is from the annotation of a GenBank genome assembly.